Messenger RNA from Manihot esculenta (cassava), 615 nucleotides. RefSeq names its product anaphase-promoting complex subunit 13. The transcript has 4 exons. Bases 183 to 374 code for a protein of 63 amino acids. Lineage: Eukaryota; Viridiplantae; Streptophyta; Magnoliopsida; Malpighiales; Euphorbiaceae. The record is from RefSeq and is a predicted model, not a curated record. Gene Ontology annotation, cellular component: anaphase-promoting complex. Gene Ontology annotation, biological process: protein K11-linked ubiquitination.
CAGUUGGAUGGGACCAGCAAAGUUUUAAAGGUUUGGAACAAAACCGACGAAGAGCCCAUUGAUUAAUACCGGUUCUACGCUCUCCAGUCUUUGAUUUGCAGGCAGCUGACCUUGUCCCCGCUGAUCACCAACUGAUCAGUUCAUCCAACUAUCCAGGUAAUUAAUUGAAGUGCUGAGCAAAUAUGGCAGAAUUAAGCCUGGGUGUUCUUAUAGAUGUCGUGGACGAGGAAUGGAUGAGAGACACAUUGCCUGAUGAUGAUCUCCCACUUCCACCAGUGCUGGUUGUUCGUACUGAUGACGGUGAAGAUUCAAAUCAGGAGACUCAACAGGUUAAUGGAGAUACUUGGCAUGACCUUGCAUUAGGCAAUCAGUGAACCAUUCUGGCCCUGAGGGAAGUUGGUGUGCAGUGGAAGCAGCGGAAAUCUAUUGGAAACUUUGUUAUGGGAUGUGUAUCAGUUUCAUGAAUCUAAUAUGUAAUUGAUUUGAAGUAGCCUCAGUUUCACAUCGUCCUAGUCCUUUCUUAAGCUCUGUUGAACUUGCAGUUGGAUUUUGAAUGUGUGAUAGAGGUGUAUCUAUUUGUGUGUUUAAAUAUAAAUUGCUCUUCGUUUGAAUGUU